Messenger RNA from Aspergillus homomorphus CBS 101889, 1815 nucleotides. RefSeq lists its product as uncharacterized. Lineage: Eukaryota; Fungi; Ascomycota; Eurotiomycetes; Eurotiales; Aspergillaceae. The coding region runs from base 433 to 1725 and encodes 430 amino acids. The record is from RefSeq and is a predicted model, not a curated record. Gene Ontology annotation, molecular function: gamma-glutamylcyclotransferase activity. The transcript has a single exon.
UAUCAGAGCCGCACUUUAUGAAGCUUGAAGUUCAUCGAGAAUGAUAGCAAACAACAAGACUGCUUAUGCAUGCCCACCGGAAAUAGUGGAGGCACAGGCCGAAGAGGAUAUUGGUCAUCAACCUCCGGCUGGUCCAGGAUCCGUUCCGACAACCCCGGCUUUGCUUAUGAACCGAAGCGACUGAAUCCUGGUUUCACUCCAUAAAAAUCAAGUCAGGAUAUCGCCCACCGCCAGGCUACAGCUAUAUCGCCGGGGGUCAUAGCAUCAUUCGUUCGCUAUUCUGAAUCCCUUGGCUGAUUUUCACGCGAUUGCCGAGAAACAGACAACCAACCUGCCACUCACUUCCCCUGCAAGCCGCUCUACAACCGCGGGGUAUUACAAGAAUCCAUUCAUUUGGAUGCGCAUCUCGCGGACGCUUCGCAGCGCUCAGUCAUGGACGACUCAAUCGGCUCAUUUGAGGAACUGCGUUCCUCCAUGUCUAGCAUGAACACUCCGAUGCACGAAACGAGCCUUGAAGCUCCGGAGCAGACGACCCUCCAGCGAGAGCAGCAGCAGCAGCAGCACAGCUCCUCCACCACAACCAACACCAUGGGCACUUCCCUCAACUCCGACACCCACCUCGCAGAGAAGCUCGAAACGCUACAAUCCCACGGCGUCAGCGCGCAAUCGCUCCCCUCCUCCUCCGAAUCCGUCCUCUACCUAGCCUACGGCUCGAACCUGAACUCGGAAACCUUUCUGGGGAUGCGAGGCAUCCGGCCCUUAUCUCAGACCAACGUCGUCGUGCCCAGUCUCUGGCUCACCUUCGAUCUUCCUGGACUUCCUUACGCAGAACCCUGCUUCGCGGCGACGAGGUACCGCCGACAACCACAAGCAGCCGGCGCAGGCGCCUACCACGCUGAGGAUGGCGUCGUUACCCCCAGCGGCAACAAGACAGCUACAAUCUCCGAGCAUCAGCAUCACCACCACCAGGAAGAAGAAGAAGAAGAAGAAGAAGAAGAAGAAGAAGAAGAAACAACCCGGCCCCUCCUCCCGACCAACAAGAAAGCCCCAAAAGUCCCAGGCGGCGGACCAGACUACAGCCCGCGCAUGCCGCUGGUGGGCGUCGUCUACGAAGUCACGCUAAGCGACUACGCGCGCAUCAUCGCGACCGAAGGCGGAGGUAGAGGCUACGUCGAAACCGUGAUCGACUGCUACCCGUUCCCGAAGGCGUACGACCCGCGCACGCAACCGGUGCCCGAACACCCAGGCACUGUGCCUUUCAAAGCGCAUACCUUGCUCUCCCCGGGUGCUCAACACAAACCCACACCACCAUCCCUCCUCGCAGCAGAACCCACGGCCGCACAGUCACAAUCACCACCAACAUCCACCCGCCCCAACCCCUUCUACGCGCAGCCCUCGGCGCGGUACCUGUCGUUGAUCCAAGCCGGUGCUGCGGAACACAACCUCCCGCUCGCGUACCGCGUGUACCUGUCCCAGAUUAGACCGUACCGGAUCACGACGCUGCGGCAGCGCGCCGGGCAGGUGUCGUUCCUGGUGAUGUGGGGCCCCGUGGUGAUGAUGCUGUUGAGGUUGUCGCGCACGCUGGCCGGGCCGGACGGCCGGAGUCCCGGGUGGUUGGUGUGGGCGCAGGAUGCGGUGUUUGCCACGAUUUGGCGGUCUUAUGAUCAUUUCUUUGCCAAGGUGUUUGGGGAUGGGGAGCGGAGUGAUGGCCAGGAGGUUGUAUAGAUGAUAGAAUUAAUAAACGAUAAGAGUAUGUAUUUGGGCUGACAGGGCGGUUGGGAAGAGCAUGCAGUGCUGGCUAUCCACUUCUAAAAG